This is a messenger RNA of Acanthosepion pharaonis, 2211 nucleotides long. NCBI's taxonomy places the organism in Eukaryota, Metazoa, Mollusca, Cephalopoda, Sepiida, Sepiidae. The record is from the annotation of a GenBank genome assembly.
AUGAGUUUCUCUAAUCAAGAUGAAAACCGAGAAGAUCUACGAAAAACCAAAAUUACCAAAGAACUUUCUAGAACCUUAAAAGCUUUGCAAGCUCAACAACUAUUGGAUGAACCAGUCUACAGCAAUGAAUUGUCAAACAAAUUAUGUGACAUCCUGGAGGCCAUUUUUCUUCAUGGAUUGAAAGAGCCAGUUGCCCACAAGCUGAGAAUGUUUAUGCAGCAAAAUACUGGGCAAGUGUCAACACUUAACUUUUGGAAGUUUGUCUGCAAAUUUACUCAUAAGAAUGUGAUCUCUCAAAUUCAGGAACUGAAACAGAUAAAAACAGAUGUUGGUUAUUGUCGGGUUUGGGUUCGAAUGGCUCUUAAUGAUGGAUUAUUGUGCAGUUAUAUUGAUGCCAUGACAGCUGACCAUUCAACAUUAGAGUCUUUCUAUUAUCAAUUAGCUUAUCUCAGAGAUCUUGAACAACCAGGAAUAUUCAAAUCAUAUGUUCAAGGUCUGAUGGCAUUUCAGUUUGAGCUUCCCUACAACUCUAGUGUCCUCAACAGUUGGAUGAAUACUCCAUUGUUGCUGGCAGGCAUUGAAGGUGCUCUCAUGCCAGAAGAAGAACAACCAAAAAAUGAAAGUGUAGGGACCAACACUGACACCACUGAUACUGACACUGCUGACCUUACCUCUUCUACUUUGACCCCUGGUGCUGACUCCUCAAUAUCUACUAAUCCAUUUACAGCUUCUACUAUUUCUACUGCUGAAUCAGAUUCAAACACACUUACUUUUGAUGAUGCUGAUGCCACACACAGUGACAAUUCAAGAGAGAAAGGCCCAAAGGUGUCUGAGAAUAGUCAACAAAAUCAUGAAACUCCAUCAGAACCUAUAAUAAACAACUCUGUGAAACCAAAUCCGGAAUCUUCUUGCACCAUUAGUGAGGACAAUCAAGCAGAUAAUAAUACUACAAAAAUAGAAACAAACUCUGUUUUAACAAAUAGUAAAAAAACACAUCACCCAACAGGUGUGGGUAAAGCACCAAAUAUUAAUAACAACAAUAACAAAACCUCCAAAGAAUCAAAAGGCAAAUCAGGCAACAUCCAAUGCCAGCAGUCACGCCAAAGACCAAAUACAUUAAAUAUUGGAAAUUCUCCUGGUGGCAAUAGUUUAAAUUUGGGUAACAGUUUGGAAAUUGCCUCAGGAUGGUCGUCUGUUUUUCUUGAAGACCCUGUUCCAGUCCCUGCUCUGGCUUCAGCUCCAGAACCUUUUACUGAACCUGCUGAGAUUGUUGUAGUCCAAGAUGCUGAAAAUUUUGAAAGCUUAGUAGAGAACUACACAAGAGAACAUACAUUAUCACCAAUUCCCUUUGGGGAAAUUGCUGAAAGCUCACCUGAAAAUAAAAAUGGCCACACAAAAGAUCGUUCUGAAAAGGAUCACCAGACGCGUAUAGGAAAUUUGAUGCGGAUUUGUAAUGAAAAAGGAAUUGCCUCCCAGGAUUACCAGUGUAAUAGUUGUCCUUCUCCACUAGGCUUGUUGUAUGGAAAGCCCUUGGUUUGUACAUAUGAUGGUUGUUAUUAUUGCACUGACUGUCAUCACAAUGAUGAAUUCUAUAUCCCAUCAAGAAUCAUAUUCAACUGGGAUUUCAGCAAAUAUAAAGUGUGUGUUAGAAAUUUGGAAUUUUUGAAGGAAAUUCAGGAAUAUCCCCUGAUUGAUAUUGAUAAAAUAAAUCCAGAACUGUAUGACUAUAUUUCAGAUAUGAGAGAUACAAAGUUCCUCCGAAUUCGUUUAGCUCAUUUGAGCUCUUACCUGUUCACCUGUAAAAAGUCUGUAGCUGAGAAAUUCCGCCAAAGUUUAUGGCCCAAGGAGUAUUUGUAUGAGGACAUCCACAUCUAUUCUAUAAUAGAUUUCUUGCAAAUUCAAUCUGGUCAGCUACAGGCAAUGUUAAAGAAGUCACUGAAAACAGCCAGUAAACAUGUCUAUGAAUGUGGGUUGUGCAGUCAGAAAGGUUUCAUUUGUGAGAUCUGUAAGAAUCCACAGGUCAUCUAUCCGUUUGAGAUGGAUACAACGCAUCGAUGUGAACAAUGCAAAGCUGUUUAUCACAAGACCUGUAUGAACCUGAAAGGCCAGUGCCCAAAAUGUGAACGAAGACGCCAGCGUUUCAUGAAGAUAGGUCCAGUGUCCACCUCUCCGGAGCCAGAAUACGAUGUCAUUCCCUGGGACACUACAUAG